UUAACUUUCAUAAUGGAAGCAAUGAAGAAAGAGUUUAUUUCUAUUUGGAUUAUUUUUUUGUUGGUCAAUUUGGUUUGUAGUCAACAAAUGAAAAGGAGAGACAUCUUAAAUACUCUGCUGAACACCACAGAAUAUGAUCCCAGAAUCUCGCCUGAUUUUGAGAGAAAUGAGGCUACCGGGGUAAAUGUCCAGCUUUCUGUUAUAAGUAUCGACUCCAUAAAUGAAAUAUCGAUGGAUUUCACCCUCAACGCCAUUCUUCGUCAAACCUGGAUAGAUCCGCGCCUAAAUUUUUCUCAUCUCAGCAAUAUCAGCUUGUUGGAACUGGACCAGAGACGGAUGGGCGAUGUCUGGCUUCCCGAUACUUUUUUCAGAAACGAAAAAAGUGGUACUUUACACGCAAUCACUGUUCCAAAUAAACUUCUUCAUAUACAUAAUGACGGUCGUGUUAGAUACAGCAUCAGAAUAUCAUUAACACUUUCCUGCACCAUGGAUCUGAGAUUUUACCCUAUGGACGACCAAAUAUGCUCCAUUCUCGCAGAAAGUUAUGGAUAUUCUAUUGAAAAUGUGCAUUUGAUGUGGGAACCGAAGAAUGCUGUCAUAAUUCAAUCAACAGAUGAUGAAUACACUUUACCACAGUUUUAUCAACACAAGCCAGUAGAAACAAUCAAGUACUCCAUCGUCAAUCCAUCUAAUGUUGAAUUCUCUGGUCUUGAGGCUAAACUGCAUCUCCGACGAAACCUGGGAUAUUACAUGUCACAAGUAUUCAUUCCGAGCAUUCUUAUCGUCACUCUGUCUUGGAUCUCAUUUUGGAUUCACGUGGAUGCUGUUCCCGCGAGAGUCUCGCUCGGUGUCAUUUGUGUGCUUACCAUGACAACGCAAAGUGCAGGUGUCCGGAACUAUCUUCCACGCGUUUCCUAUAUAAAGGCUAUAGACGUCUGGAUGGCCUUUGGAUUGGUGUUUGUUUUUGCAGCGCUUCUCGAAUAUGCUUACGUAAACAUACAAACAAGAAAGCAUCACAAACAAGUCAAGAAAAGAGAGAAGAAAGAGAAAAAGGGUGACAUCAGCGGAAAAGAAAAUGAUCAAGAUUAUUUUAUGGAAAGAGCUCGUCGUGUCGACAGAGUGUCACGAAUUGUUUUUCCUGUGUCCUAUACGUUAUUUAACAUUGUUUUCUGGAGUGCUUAUCUAUCGAAAUAAACGAUACACAAUAAGUCAA
This is a messenger RNA of Saccostrea echinata, 1213 nucleotides long. Its product is annotated as glycine receptor subunit alphaZ1-like. The coding region runs from base 13 to 1194 and encodes 393 amino acids. Gene Ontology annotation, cellular component: synapse; neuron projection; membrane. The record is from RefSeq and is a predicted model, not a curated record. Gene Ontology annotation, biological process: chloride transmembrane transport; signal transduction; chemical synaptic transmission. The transcript is spliced from 8 exons. NCBI's taxonomy places the organism in Eukaryota, Metazoa, Mollusca, Bivalvia, Ostreida, Ostreidae. Gene Ontology annotation, molecular function: extracellular ligand-gated monoatomic ion channel activity; chloride channel activity; neurotransmitter receptor activity.